Messenger RNA from Eucalyptus grandis, 1694 nucleotides. RefSeq names its product disease resistance protein RPV1-like. The coding region runs from base 399 to 1220 and encodes 273 amino acids. Gene Ontology annotation, molecular function: protein binding. The transcript is spliced from 2 exons. The record is from RefSeq and is a predicted model, not a curated record. NCBI's taxonomy places the organism in Eukaryota, Viridiplantae, Streptophyta, Magnoliopsida, Myrtales, Myrtaceae.
GGAUUUUGUUGUUUCCUAGAUAAAAGGGCAUGAGAUUUGAUAGAUAUAUUUGAACUAGUGUAUGCAUGAAGAGAUGGCUUCUAUUGUAAUUUUCAAAGGAUGCACCUUUUGGGUAUUUAAAAGGUGCAAAUUGUGAAUUGCAUAAUUGGAAGAGGAAAAUUCAGGAGAACACCUCAUGAGCUUCAAACUUUUACAUAGAUUAGAUAAAUAAUAUGCAACCAUAACCUGUCAUGUCAUGAAGUCAAAGGUGAGAACUACAUCAGAAUAGUAUGACAACAAAUUUGAAGUCAAUACAUCUUUUCUUAUAUACAGUUGGUCUCAUCCCAUCAUUCAACAUUACGAUUUAUAACGUUUCCUAAUUGCAGGGCACUAGUGAGAUUGAGGCCCUUUGUCUUCCUAUGGGAGAAACCUACACAGGUGAAAGAUUUAAAAACUUGACUAACUUGAGGUUCCUUCGAACGAAUGGUGCGAAUCUCACCGGAGAUUUUCAGAACUUGCUUCCUAAAUUAAGAUGGCUUGAAUGGACAAGCUGUUGCUUGGAUCUUGAAGCAGCCAUCUUUCGCCCGAAGAAGUUAAUCGUUCUUGAUCUAUCGGGUGGUAAGAUUAGGGAGGAUUGGGGAGGAUGGGAUCCACUAAAGAUGGCAACCGAACUCAAAGUUCUCAAUCUCAAGUGUUGUACUUUGAGAACAAUCCCGGACUUGUCCGCAUUCAAGAGCUUGGAGAUUUUGAAUCUUGAAUGUUGUAAGCAUCUAGAAGAGAUUCAUCCUUCUGUCGAGGGCGUCAAGACUCUCGUCUCCUUGAAUGUUGGAAGUUGUGAGAAAUUGGAGGAGUUACCUCGAGGAGUAGGCAAAAUGGAAAAAUUGAGGGAGCUUCGAAUAAAGAACACUAAGAUACAAGAGAUUCCUAUUUCAAGAGGUUGUUUGACGAAGCUGGAGACUCUAGAUGCCUCAAAUUGUCAACUACUUACUCAACUUCCAAAAUCCUUAGCCUCCCUUGUGUCAUUAACUAAGCUAGACCUACUUUACACAAGAAUUGAAGAAUUACCUGAAUCAAUUGGUUCUCUAAAGAAGCUCAGGAUACUUGAUGCCUCCUAUUGUAAAUUAUUAGCCCACAUACCCAACUCCAUAGGCGAUCUAGCAUCUCUGUCACUUCUUAACCUAACAGAAUGCUACAAACUUGCUCAACUUCCAGGCUCCAUAGGCUCUCUGGUAUCAUUGUAGUGCUUGCUAUUAUCAAGAUGCAGCUCAUUGGGAGCAAUCCCAGACUCAAUUGGACAAUUAGAAUCAUUGACUGAACUACACUUAGAAUUUACAGCGAUUGAAGAAUUACCCAAAUCAAUUGGUUCUCUAAAGAAGCUCAGGACACUUGAUGUCUCCCAUUGUGCAUCAUUAGCCCACAUACCCAAUUCCAUAGGGGAUCUAGCAUCUCUAUCACUUCUUGACCUAACAGGAUGCGACAAGCUUGCUCAACUUCCAAGCUCCAUAGGCUCUUUCAUGUCAUUGCAGCGCUUGCUAUUAUCAAGAUGCAGCUCAUUGGGAGCAAUCCCAUACUCAAUUGGACAAUUAGAAUCAUUGACUGAACUGCACUUAAAAUUUACAGCGAUUGAAGAAUUACCCAAAUCAAUUGGUUCUCUAAAGAAGCUCAGGACACUGGAUGUCUCAUGUUCUGCAUCAUUAGCCCACAUACCCAGCUCC